This is a messenger RNA of Cylicocyclus nassatus, 327 nucleotides long. NCBI's taxonomy places the organism in Eukaryota, Metazoa, Nematoda, Chromadorea, Rhabditida, Strongylidae. The record is from the annotation of a GenBank genome assembly.
AAGUGUUGUAAGGAAGUUUCAUCUUUAUUUCACGAUUUGCUCGAAACUUUUCCAGUGCUCAAUGGGACAAAAUAGACGUGCCUUCUAGACAGAGGUGGUCGUAGAAGUUUUCGGAAUGCAAGCUGAGAACCUACAAUGCACGAGUGCACGCUCAAAAGACAAUCAUUAAUCCCUAUGCAGUAUUCUUACUUGAUUUCACUAAACGAGAUCCAUGAAUCUCGCUUUUCACGCUUCUUACUGACAUACAUUAGUGCUAAUUUUUAUCUACUUUCAAACUUGUAUAGCGAUUCACUUUAACAGUUGUACUGCAAAUAAGCAUCUCGUAAC